UGGGGGCCAGAGAGACAGACGGAAGGGCAGGUGGUAAAUCAGCCCCACCCCAACCAGGAAUAGUCCUGACUCCCUCUGUGUGACCUUGGCCGGGCACCUCCCUCUCUGAUAAGCAGUGUCCCCAACUGUAACUAACGGACAGUGGACUUCGGGCUCCUGCCAGCUCCCACUUUCCAGGCCCAGUGGGGCCCAGACAUCUCUCUGGAACCCCAAAGGCUGUGUCUGAGUGGAGGAGGGGAGAGGGGUUCCCCCAGGACACAGCCCUGUGUCAGGUGUGUUCCUGGAGUCGGCACCAGGCAUGUGACAGCGCCCGGUGGUGUAGACAAGGCUCGGCACACUUUCCUAUAAAGGGCCAGAUGGUGAGUAUCUGAGACUUUGCAGAGCAGCCUCUGUCUCAUGUGGCUGUGUUCCAGGAAGCUGAGUUCAGGAAAGCCAGCCGUGGGUCAGACUUGGUUCAGAUCACGUGUGACCACUGUCAUGCACAGAACCUAGCCCCCCAGUGACACGCAAGGCGUGGCUCCCAGGCCCCAGCAUUCAUCCAGAGCCCUUCAGUCCAGCUCCCGCAGUGGCAUCACGUGUGUUCAGGGGGGCCAGCCCCAGAGCCUGCCUCCAAGAAGCAGCAGGUCUGUUCACUUCCCUGCUGCCAGAUGCUGACCCUCCGUGAGUGUCCACCCUGUCCGUGCGCUGGGAGCCACACCGGGGUCCCGGGCUGGUGCCGGGAGGAGUGGGGACGGCUCCGCCCUGGCCUCCCCGUGCUAAGGGAGGCAGGUUCAGUUCUCUGGUGAGAACAGUGAAAAAGAGGACUCUUCAUCUGCUGUGGGCUGCAGGGAGCACAUUUACCAAGCAACACCUCCAGGCUGUGUUAAACCAGGGUGUGAAGUUAUGGCUGUGGGGAGGAUGUUGUCUGCCCAGCGCUGGGACCCACUGCAGACUCACGGAGGAGAGGGGCAUAGAGCCUUCUGGGUACCCCAGUCAGUGUGUGGGGUCAGCUCAGAACUCAGACCCCUUUCAUCACGCCAGGUACUCCCCACCCACCACUCCUGGGCCACGUUUUGCCACAAGCAGCUGGAUGAGGGCCACCAAGGCCUGGAGGGGGUCAGUAAAUCACCAACUCAGAACAGAGCCAUGUGGGGGUCCUGUGUGGGGUCCUGGUGCCCCCUGGAAGGAAUGGGGAUAGUGUUGGGGGCCCCGCCGGCAACUCUUCCCUGGGGUGCUGCUCCUCACUCCGUCCAUGUCCAUACUCACCUGGAUCAUCUAGUCACAGGGGGACCUGGCAAACCGGCCCCCAGAACUCACUGAGCCCCACAGGGCUGGUGGGGGCCGCCUACUCUUGCUGUUCUCGGCAUAGAGUCCAUCCGCCUCAGCUACAGAGUCUGUUAGGCCUCUGUCAGUGGCCAUAGCAUGGGGUUUCCAGGCACCUGACACGGGAGUGCUGGAGUGGACCAGUGGCGGGCCCCCCUCAGGGCUCCUGGUGUGUGGUGUGGCCCAGGCCCCUAGGCUGUGCUGUCCGCAGGGCCCUCCGGUGGUCCUAGAGUGGGUUCCCAGCCAGGAAGCUCCCAGCUCUUGACCCAGACACUGUCCUGUGAUUCUUUCUUGCGGGGGACUUACCUGUACAGAGAGAGGAAAAACAAGAAGCUACGUUCCCACGUCUCAGAAUCAACUGGUGGGAGAAUUUUAUCACGUUUGCUCUGCAUUAUUAAAAUAAAAUACUGUAGACAAAGUUCUGCUUGAUCCCCCUAUUCCUGGUCACAUCCAGGCCACUUUCUCCUGACUGUGGUUUGUGUCCAUCUUUUUUUUUACCCGUCUUAACCAUUUCUAAGUGUACGGUUCAGUAGUGUUAGGCUUAUUCCCAUUCUUGUGAAACAGAUCUUUUCCUUCUUACAAAACGGAGAGUCCUUACCUGUUAGAUAACAGCUCUCCCUUCGCCUCUCCCCGCCUCAGCCCUGGCAACCACCGCUCUGUCGCUUCUAGGAAUCUGUCCACUCCAGCGCCUCGUGGAAAUGGGGUCAUACAGUGUUUGUCUUUUUGUGAUGGCUCGUUUCACUCAGCAUCGCGAUCUCAGGGUCCCCGAUGCUGUGGCCGGUGUCAGGAGUCCCUUCCUUUUUAAGGCUGAGUAAGUCCCGUUGUGUGUAUUUAGCACAUUUUGUGGAUCCGUGGAGGCCCUGAUGGGCACGUGGGUUGCUUCCACCUCUUGGCAUUGUGAAUAAUGCUGCUGUGAACGUGGGGGUGCAGAUACCUCCUUGAGGCCCUGUUUUCAGUUCUUUGGAAGUGGGAUUGCUGGAUCCUACAGUGUUUCUAUUUUAAUGUUUUGAGGAACCUCCACACUGUUUUCCAUAGCGGCUGCCCCAAGUUACAUUCCCACCAACAGUGUACGAGGGUUCCAACGUCCCCACAUCCCGCCAACACUUGUGAUUUCCUGCUUUUUAAUAGUAGCCAUCCUCGUGGGAUGUACCCGCCCUUUAAUAUUAAUUAAUCCUUUAAUAGUACCCACCCUUUCCAUUUCUAUUCGUAGAUAGAGCUCUCAAACGCUUUUAAAUACUGGGGCAUUCCCACAUGUGGUGUCCACAUUCCGUGCAGCAGGUCGCCUUCUCCUGUCAGCAUUUGGUAUCUGUUGUUACCCCAUGUUGCCCCACAUGGGUUGGACGGAAUUGUAGGAGCAGACGCUGCUCCACUGUGUGAUUGGCCCCGGCUGUCUCACCGUCUCCUCUGCUGCUCUGCAUCUCAUGGUCUCCACGCAGCGAGCCGCGACGGCGAAGAUGGUGGACUAUCUGGCCAACACGGAGAUCAACAGCCAGCGCAUCGCCGCGGUGGAGAGCUGUUUCGGGGCGUCGGGGCAGCCGCUGGCCCUGCCCGGCCGCGUGCUGCUGGGCGAGGGCGUGCUGACCAAGGAGUGCCGCAAGAAGGCCAAGCCCCGCGUCUUCUUCCUGUUCAACGACAUCCUGGUGUACGGCAGCAUCGUGCUCAGCAAGCGCAGGUACCGCAGCCAGCACAUCAUCCCGCUGGAGGAGGUGACGCUGGAGCUGCUGCCCGAGACCCUGCAGGCCAAGAACCGCUGGAUGAUCAGGACCGCCCGGAAGUCCUUCGUGGUGUCGGCGGCCUCCGACACGGAGCGCCAGGAGUGGGUCAGCCACAUCGAGGAGUGCGUGCGGCGGCAGCUGCUGGCCACCGGCCGCCCGCCCAGCACGGAGCACGCGGCGCCCUGGAUCCCUGACAAGGCCACGGACAUCUGCAUGCGCUGCACGCAGACGCGCUUCUCGGCGCUCACGCGGCGCCACCACUGCCGCAAGUGCGGCUUCGUGGUCUGCGCCGAGUGCUCCCGCGCGCGCGUGCUGCUGCCGCGCCUGGCGUCCAAGCCCCUGCGCGUCUGCAGCCUCUGCUACCGCGAGCUGGCCGCCCAGAAGCCCGAGGAGGAGGGGGCGGAGGGAGGGCAGGGCGCGGGGUCCCGGGUCCCCUGCGGAGCGUCCAGUGGCGACGACGACGACGACUCAGAGGAGGACAAGGAGGGCGGCGGGGAUGGCGACUGGCCCAGCCGCGUGCAGUUCUACGCCUCCGGGGUCUCCUGGUCAUCCUUCCACAGCUGACCCCGGUGCGCAGACGUGAGGGACAGCCGCCCCACACUUCUGCAGACUCCGCUGACCAGGCUCCUAAGAGGACGGAGUCCCGGAAGCUGCCCGGCACCCCCAGGCCUCUACCCCAUGGGUGGCGGGCGCAGUGGGAGUGCCUCUUGCAAUCUCGACCCCAGUGCCUUUCUCUGGACGUUGGCAUCCUUCUGCGUCCCUUCAGGGAAUUAUCUUUCCAUCUAGCAAACCCAGGACACUUAGGCCACUCGGGAACAAAUGCCAUCUGUGCACCCUGUGAGCGGUAGCUCCAGGGGACACCUUGAGUUACAUGACGCCCGGCACCUUUAGGGACAAGAGAGGACGUAGGACUGCAGUGAGGUCCCCUCUUCCCUGAGGCCUUGAGCCACAGCACCUGAUCCCAGACACGCACACCACCGCGGAAGACUGUGGGUCCUGGGAGGUCCAUGAAACCAAGGCUGCCCACCUGCCGUGCUGAUGCCCACCUGCCUGGUCAGCUGGGUCUUGUCAGGCCCAGCAUGGGGGCUCACUCAGAGCCAGGCAAGAGCCUGGCCAUGCUGUGGGUGCCCACCAGGCCUGGGGACGGCAGCCUGCGUGCCCCAUGGUCCAGGACAGCCUGCUAAGGCCUCUGACCCCGUCUCACCUCUUCCCAGGUGUCCAGGUGUCCGGCCCUCUGUCAGUCCUCAUCUCUCCCUGGGGCUGAGAAAGCAGUGUUUUCUGUUAGGGCUCUAAUUUCAAGUAACAGAAACACUAUCCAGAUUGACUUAGUAAUAAAAAGAAAGUUUAUUGA
Messenger RNA from Hipposideros armiger (great roundleaf bat), 4368 nucleotides. It is a transcript of the gene PLEKHF1, whose product is annotated as pleckstrin homology and FYVE domain containing 1. The transcript is spliced from 2 exons. Gene Ontology annotation, cellular component: lysosome; early endosome. Gene Ontology annotation, molecular function: phosphatidylinositol binding; metal ion binding. NCBI's taxonomy places the organism in Eukaryota, Metazoa, Chordata, Mammalia, Chiroptera, Hipposideridae. Gene Ontology annotation, biological process: endosome to lysosome transport; positive regulation of autophagy; positive regulation of intrinsic apoptotic signaling pathway. The record is from RefSeq and is a predicted model, not a curated record. Bases 2724 to 3581 code for a protein of 285 amino acids.